Oppiella nova is the source of this 956-nucleotide messenger RNA. The record is from the annotation of a GenBank genome assembly. NCBI's taxonomy places the organism in Eukaryota, Metazoa, Arthropoda, Arachnida, Sarcoptiformes, Oppiidae.
ACUAAAUGAGUGCUUACUUUGCUUAGUUUUGCAUUACUUAAGUAAUUGUGUUUAACUUAUUUUCAAUAAUAUAUAUUCAUUGAAAGCUUUUGUAAAAUAUGCGGUCAAUCAUAGUAUUGUUGUUCAUUUGCUUAUGUGAUGUUAAUUCACUAAAUAAUGGUUUAGUGAAAACACCACCAAUGGGUUGGCUAUCGUGGGAACGGUUUGCCUGUAAUAUAGACUGCAAUAACUAUCCCAAUGAAUGCAUUAACGAACAGUUAUAUAAGGACAUGGCUGACAGAAUGGCUGCCGACGGCUAUAGAGACGUGGGGUAUAGAUAUGUGAGUGUAGAUGACUGUUGGUCUGAAAUGGCCAGGGAUUCGGUUACCAAAAGACUAGUAGCCGAUCACAAACGCUUUCCCAGUGGUAUGAAAGCUCUGGGAGACUACAUCCACUCCAAGGGUUUAUUAUUUGGUAUUUAUGGAGACAUCGGGACAAAGACAUGCGGCGGAUAUCCAGGUGCUCGAGGAGCUGAUGGAACCGAUUACGACAGUUUGGACGCUCAGACAUAUGCGGAAUGGGGGGUCGACUCUCUCAAACUGGACGGUUGUUAUGCGGACACAAAGAACAUGACAAAUAUGUACCCAGAAAUGUCAACUGCCCUAAACGACACCGGUCGUCCAAUAGUGUAUGCAUGCAGUUGGCCGGCCUAUCAAAUCGGACAGAACCCUGAUUAUGAGAGAAUAUCUCAAUAUUGUAACUAUUGGCGUAAUUUUGAUGAUAUUAUGGAUUCGUGGGCCAGUGUUACCUCUAUUAUAGAUUUUUACGCUAAAUAUCAGAACGUUUUGGUUAAAUAUCACGGUAUGAAUCAUAUUCAUAAUCAUCUCACAAUUGAUACAUUCAUUGAAUGCAAACAUUUCCGUUUGUUCUGUGCUUUCCUAUCAAAUCAAUUUAUUUCCAAUCGACUGAUGGGCUAA